AUGUCAACAACUUCUACGCAACAAGUUCGUCCAGUGAUUGAAUGUUUUUGUCAGAUAAUAUCUUUACAUGGAUUUACAUCGAUUACACCAGAAAUAUUUCGUCUUGCAAAAUUUAAUCGAAAUGAAGCAACGAUUCCAUUAUGGCGUUUAAUAUUUGAAAUAAUUCACUAUGAUCCAACAAGAAAUAGUCAACAAGAAAGCAUUAAUAAAUUUGAUCAAACAUCAAAAGAUGUAUUGGUCGAAAUGAUAAAAAGUAAUCUAUUUACAUGUGGUUAUACUUAUGAAUAUUUUUUAACGCUUGAUAAUAAAAUGGAACAAGGUAGUCAACAAUUAUUGAUUUGUCUCGGUUGGCUUAUUUAUCAAAGUAAAUUAAUUGAGAAAAGCAUGGAAAAAUGCUUAAAUUCAGAUUCUAUAAUUGAUUACGAUGAUACAAGUUCACUUUAUCAAAGCAAUAAAAUUGAACGUACAAAAUCUUCUCCAUUGGAAAAAGAUCUUGUUGGGCAAGUUAAACAAGCCAUGCGCGUGAAUUCUAAAUUACGUUUCAGUUUACGUCGUCUUCAUGGGCUCGUUAUUGAAAAUACUAAUUUACAACAUCAAAUACAUGGAUUUCAUAAUAUGUCAUCAUUUGAAGCACAUCUAUGUCAACAUCCUCAUCUUUUAUCACAUUAUAUGAUUGAACUUGAGAAUGAAAAUCGUAAAUUAAAUUUAUUUCUAUUCUGGAAUGAACAUCAAGAUGUAUUUUGGAAAUGGAUGGAGAGUGUACUCGAUCAAGAAACAACAGUAGAAGAAGGUGAAGAGGAAAUUGAUGAUAAAUAUGAACCAUUGCGCCAAGUUGAUCGUCAACGAUUAGAAGCUGAAAAACAAAAAUUCAAUGCAGCUAUUGAUACUCUUGAUGGUGCACUUGUACGACUCGAACAAUUAUGGAUAUCAAAUAAUAAUCAUGCAUCCAUUGAACGCGAUGUAUCAUCUGUAGUCUCGUCGAUUGAUAGUCAAGUAUCAUCACUAUUCAAUCAAUUACUUUCGACAAAUCCUUCAUUAUCAAAACAUUCUAAUGUUGAUCUCUCUCUUUUUCUUCAUCAACCGCAACGUCUUGUUUAUAGUAAAAAACCUGAUUCUAAUGAUAAUAGUAAUUCUAUCAAACCAACCGAUUUUGAACAUGAAACAACACGCAUGAACAAAUUACAAGCAAACAUUGAUCAACAUGUUGAUAAGCAAAGAAAAAUACUCGAUACACUAUCGCAAAAAUUUGAAAAUGUUAUGAUAGUCUAA
This is a messenger RNA of Rotaria socialis, 1269 nucleotides long. Lineage: Eukaryota; Metazoa; Rotifera; Eurotatoria; Philodinida; Philodinidae. The record is from the annotation of a GenBank genome assembly.